UGGGGCGCCCCGUUUCGAAUUAAAAUGAAAGACGACGGUCCGGUAACGGAAGAAAAAUCUUCGAAAAGGUCGAAAUCACGCCUCAAUGGUUACGCAGAAGAUGACGGACAGCGAACGGUGCCCGCGCCAGUUAAAGUGAAAGUAGAAAGCGGCAACAGGGAGUCCUUGCUGCCGUUACCGAUCAAGGUUAAGAAGGAAAAACACAAGAGUCGCGAUGUCGGCCAGGAAGUAUGGUUACCGGUGCCCCUAACCUUCAAAGAGGAGGCGGAGAUAAACGUUAAAGUGGAGAAGAGACGCCACAGUUUCGUCACGUCCUCUAGAAACUGUAGUUUUAAUGACGACGCGAGUUCUACCUCAGAUGCACGGUUACCCUCCCCUAUUAAAGUCAAAUUCGAGAAGAGACACCAAGCUUCGUCCGCAGAAGAACAAGCGCUAGUUCCGGCACCUAAAAGGAUUAAAGUCGAGGUAAAUGAUUUGAAUUCGUCGUUGGUAGCAAAGCCGAAAAAGAAGAAAAAAUCCAGGAAGGCAAAAGAGGACGAUGGGGACGAAUUUGAGGUAGUCCAGCGGGACUGGGAGGAAAAGGUCGAGUCUCGAAAGAAACAUAAGGGUAUAGAAAGCCACUCUGCUGAAGAGGAAGCGCUAGUUCCGGCACCUAAACGAACCAAAGUUGAGAUAAACAAUGUGGAUUCAUCUUUGGGAGCAACACCGAGAAAAAAGAAAAAGCCCAAGAAGACAAAAGAAGACGAUGGGGAGGAGCUAGAAGAACCUCGACGAGAAAGUGACUCAGAGUCUGAGGAAAUCGUUUUACCUCAGCCGGUUGAAUCAAAUGAGGAGUUGUUCAACAACUCUAGGGACCUGACUGCGGCUAGUUCUGUCGCCCCUUCUAAACCGGACCCGAAUAACUGGCACGCCGCCCUCAUGACAAAGUAUCCAGGAGCUGUGGAGUACAACUUGGAUGUGACUGUGCCAGAACGCGGCAGCGUGGAAUACUUCAUGCUGAGGUGCCCGAAAACCAUCGAUCCGCAAUCUUUAGUGGGCGCAACCUGGGAUUUGGGGUCACGGGAGGGGCUCAAGUUCAAGGUGCCGGGCCGCAAAGGCAAAUACAAUCUUAGGGUUCUUUCGGGCAAAUCCGAGAGGGCCGUCUUUCGCGAUUCGGCAGUGAAAAAUGUGAGCGUUCGAAGGUUGCUCUCGAUCGAAAAAUACCUCAAAGAUUCUGGAACGUGCGAGAUUCCUACACCCGAACAAACGUCGAUCCUUUUGCCCGAGAAUUUGAAGGAGAGGCAUCCCUUGUUCGGGCCCGUUUAUAAGAAACAAAUUAAACUGGACGAACGCAUUAGGAAGAGGCUGCGAGAGGCGGAAAGUAAUCUAAGAAGAAUCAACAAAAAACUGCUUAAAAAGAGACCUAAGACAAAGAUCCCCGACGAUGAAGACGACUCGAUUCGCAAUAUAUUCGACGCGGUGGAACCCGCCAAGUCCGAUAUCGGUAAUAUCCAAUUUAGUCCCGCCAAAAAAAAGUCGAAAAAGCACAAAACGCAAUAAAUGUUUAGUUGAUUUUCACGUGGCUUUC
Messenger RNA from Cylas formicarius (sweet potato weevil), 1567 nucleotides. RefSeq lists its product as uncharacterized. The record is from RefSeq and is a predicted model, not a curated record. The coding region runs from base 25 to 1539 and encodes 504 amino acids. The transcript has a single exon. NCBI's taxonomy places the organism in Eukaryota, Metazoa, Arthropoda, Insecta, Coleoptera, Brentidae.